This is a messenger RNA of Musca domestica (house fly), 1994 nucleotides long. RefSeq names its product probable serine/threonine-protein kinase cdc7. The transcript has 7 exons. Gene Ontology annotation, biological process: regulation of transcription by RNA polymerase II. Bases 306 to 1856 code for a protein of 516 amino acids. Gene Ontology annotation, cellular component: nucleus. Lineage: Eukaryota; Metazoa; Arthropoda; Insecta; Diptera; Muscidae. The record is from RefSeq and is a predicted model, not a curated record. Gene Ontology annotation, molecular function: RNA polymerase II cis-regulatory region sequence-specific DNA binding; DNA-binding transcription factor activity, RNA polymerase II-specific; zinc ion binding.
GUUUAUUCCGUCGGUUAAGUGAUGUGAUGAAAGCCCAGUAAAAAUUCAAUCGGAGUACUCCCAACCAAUAACCAUCCACAAAAAAAUAUAUGUGCCACACUCGCUCCAUUUAGAUACACAUGGCAGGCAAAUGGCAUGAAAUUUUGAAGCAGUAUUCAAAAAGGAGAGAGAAAGAGAAACUAACUAAUAAUCUGAACUGUGAUUUAAAAUAGUUUGAACAAGAUUUCCUUAAAAAUCAGUUUUAUACCUACCCAUGACAAUACUAAAUGAUGGACAGUUGUAGACACAUAUAAAACAAAAUAGUUAUGUUGAAUAACGGUAAUCAACAACAGCAACAACAACAACAGCAAACACAGCAGCAGCAUCCGCAACAACAUCAUACACAACAACAGCAGCAACAUCAUCAUCAGCAACAACAGCAACCAGUUCAUCACCAACAGCAGCAGCAAUCACAACAAUUCGUCACCAUCAACGCACAGAGCUACGAUGCUAAUCUGAACUUUGAAACCUUUGGCGAAUUAUGUCGACUAUGUUCGCUACGUAAUGGACCCGCCAAAAUUCACCUGUUCGACAAAGAAGCCGAACAAAGGAAUCUCGUUUAUAAAUUACGUUUGCUAAUGCCGGUUAAUAUCGCCAAAGAAGAUUUUUUACCAAAAAACAUUUGCGAACGGUGUGUCCAGAAAGUUGAGAGCCUGUACGACUGGCGCCAAACCAGUUUACACAACGAACACAUUCUGAGGAAUUAUGCAGAGUCCAUGAGAGCCGUUACAGCAACAAUAAAUUUUCAGGACGGCACAGUGAAUAUGGAUAAAAUGACAGUGGCUCAAAAGAACGCAUAUUUGGAGGCACAUAUGGCAGUGCAACAGCAAAUGGCCCAGGCGGCUAUACAAUUUAAGCAACAACAACAGCAGCAGCAACAACAAACGUCCAAUACUAAUCAAACACAACAGCAAAACUCUCCCAAUAGCAAUAACAACAAUACCAGUAACAGUAAUAAUAAUAACACAAACAGUAAUAACACAAAUCAACAAUUACAACAACAGCAACAACAACAGCAGCAACAACACUAUACGAGCACCAUUAAAGUACCACAAAUAAGUUCCUCAAGUUCAGCCGGUAAUGAUAGCACAUUUACCGUACCAGAUGAUGUUGGCAUGGGCUUCGAAGGUGGCGUCCGAGUUCUACAAAGUCUGGGCACCUGGUCUUCAGACAAUAUAACUUAUAAUAUACCCAAGCCGAAUUUGAUCCCAUUUACAGAACCCUAUGUUGAGGGUGGUUCUAUGCAUCCGGCCAGCCGUCUUAAGGCGCUGCAACAAGUGCAACAGGCUUCUUCAGGUGUACGAAAAGUGAAUCCGUCUAAACCCACCAAUAAAGCAUUUGAAUGCACAGUGUGCGGAAAAGGAUUAGCACGCAAGGAUAAAUUGACCAUACAUAUGCGUAUACACACCGGAGAGAAGCCUUAUAUUUGUGAAGUUUGCAAUAAAGCUUUUGCUCGCCGUGAUAAACUUGUCAUUCAUAUGAACAAAUUCAAACAUGUAACACCCACAAAUAUUGCACCACUUGGGAAGCGUCUCAAUAAUCUGGUAAAGAAGAAAGAGCCCGAAACAGAGGACAAUAAACAAAAUCUGGAAUUGCAAUUACAACAACAAGCGGUCCAAGUAGCAGCCCAAAAUAUAAUUGUGCAAACGUCAAGUGGUCAACAUGGUGGCACAACACAGACCACAUCGAUACCCGGCAUCAUAAUACCACAUCAUCAUGCCCAGCAACAGUUGUCAUGGACUUGUGAAUUGUGUGGUCGCAUGUUUUCCAACCGUGAUGAAUGGACAUUGCAUGCUAAGAGUCAUUUGGAGUAUUGACACCAGGAACAGGAAACAACGGAUACUGGAAAACCAACCAAAAUGGCAAAUCAGAACAACUAUCAACUGGAUACAACUACGAACAGUAACAACAAUAGCAACAACGGUGGUGGUACGAACAACAAUAACGCAAACAAU